This is a messenger RNA of Malus domestica (apple), 815 nucleotides long. RefSeq lists its product as uncharacterized. Gene Ontology annotation, cellular component: ribonuclease H2 complex. Gene Ontology annotation, biological process: RNA catabolic process. The record is from RefSeq and is a predicted model, not a curated record. NCBI's taxonomy places the organism in Eukaryota, Viridiplantae, Streptophyta, Magnoliopsida, Rosales, Rosaceae.
UACGUAGCCAAAUUUGAAGAAAGCAAAACGAGAGAGAAAGAGAGAGACUGAAACAUUGAUACAGAAAUUAGGGUUUUUAUCUGAACAAAAUUGGGGGCAAAUCAAAUGGAGCAGGGCACCCAAGGCAGCAUAGUUCUGAGAAGACAUGGAAAGGGAGAGUCACAGGAAGAAGAAGAAAGAGCGGUGGACUUGAGUGGUCAGGUGCACCUCCUCCCCUGCUCCAUCAAAUUCAAUGGCCCUUCCAAUGUCUCCCAAUACUUCAAACCCAAACCAACUGGAAUCGAAUCGGAGGGUUUAAGGACGCAGGAAGCUUGUUUCAGAGGAAGGAAGUUGCAAGGAGCUUCGAUUUCGGUUCCAGAUGGGUAUUCUGGAUUUGUUCUAGGGAAGAAGAGUCUUGGCAAGAGAAAUCUUUCCGAUAAUUCUGAUGGGAGCUCAAACUGUUGGGAGAUGAAUGCGAAAUAUAAAAGCAUCACAUAUUGGAAUCACGACAGCCUUCCUUCACAGGAUGAUGGAUUCUUGCGUUGUUUUCACUGGCUUUCUGUAGCAAAAUCUAUGCACAAACCCACAACAGCCGAAGAUUUGGUUUCUGCAUCAGCUGCUUUGGAAAAGAUGAACUGAUUACCCUUUCCCCGCGAGUUCUUUGUACUAAAAAAAAAGCCAAAAAUCUCAAAGUACUUGUAUCUCUCUCUUGGUAGAAAUUAGCAUCUUUGUAUUUUGAAUGCUUGUAGGUUUGUAAUUAAUAAAAGUUGUAUUGGCAGUCGAAUUCCUUGAAAGUUUGAUGAACCUCAUCUUGAAAUUGAAGCUUGAUUACAUUA